AUGUCUAAAGCUGUUGGUAUUGAUUUGGGUACUACCUACUCCUGUGUGGCUCACUUUGCCAACGAUCGUGUGGAAAUUAUUGCCAACGACCAAGGUAACAGAACCACUCCUUCCUUUGUUGCUUUCACCGACACUGAAAGAUUGAUUGGUGAUGCUGCUAAGAACCAAGCUGCUAUGAACCCAGCCAACACUGUCUUCGACGCUAAGAGACUUAUUGGUAGAAAGUUCACUGACGCUGAAGUGCAAGGUGACAUCAAGCACUUCCCUUUCAAGGUCAUUGACAAGGCCGGUAAGCCACAAAUCCAGGUUGAGUUCAAGGGUGAGACCAAGGUCUUCACUCCAGAAGAAGUUUCUUCUAUGAUCUUGACCAAGAUGAAGGAGACUGCUGAGUCUUUCUUGGGUACCACCGUUUCCGACGCUGUUGUCACUGUUCCAGCUUACUUCAACGACUCUCAAAGACAAGCUACCAAGGAUGCUGGUUUGAUUGCUGGUUUGAACGUUAUGAGAAUCAUCAACGAGCCAACCGCUGCUGCCAUUGCUUACGGUUUGGACAAGAAGUCUGAGCACGAGAAGAACGUUUUGAUUUUCGACUUGGGUGGAGGAACUUUCGAUGUUUCCUUGUUGUCCAUUGAAGACGGUAUCUUCGAAGUCAAGUCUACCGCCGGUGACACUCACUUGGGUGGUGAAGAUUUCGACCACAGAUUGGUGAACCACUUCGUCAACGAAUUCAAGAGAAAGAACAAGAAGGACUUGUCCACCAACCAAAGAGCCUUGAGAAGAUUGAGAACUGCGUGUGAGAGAGCCAAGAGAACCUUGUCCUCUUCUGCCCAAACCUCUAUCGAGAUCGACUCUUUGUUCGAGGGUAUUGACUUCUACACUUCCAUCACCAGAGCUAGAUUCGAGGAAUUGUGUCAAGACUUGUUCAGAUCCACCUUGGACCCAGUCGAGAAGGUGUUGAGAGACGCCAAGGUCGACAAGUCGCAGGUUGACGAGAUUGUCCUUGUUGGUGGUUCUACCAGAAUUCCAAAGGUUCAAAAGUUGGUUUCUGACUUCUUCAACGGUAAGGAGCCAAACAAGUCCAUCAACCCAGAUGAGGCUGUUGCUUACGGUGCCGCUGUUCAAGCUGCUAUCUUGUCUGGUGACACUUCUUCUAAGACUCAAGACUUGUUGUUGUUGGAUGUUGCUCCAUUGUCCUUGGGUAUUGAGACCGCCGGUGGUAUCAUGACCAAGUUGAUUCCAAGAAACUCCACCAUCCCAACCAAGAAGUCUGAGACUUUCUCCACCUACGCUGACAACCAACCAGGUGUGUUGAUUCAAGUCUUUGAAGGUGAAAGAGCCAAGACUAAGGACAACAACUUGUUGGGUAAGUUUGAGUUGUCUGGUAUCCCACCAGCUCCAAGAGGUGUUCCACAAAUUGAAGUUACCUUUGACAUUGAUGCCAAUGGUAUCUUGAACGUCUCUGCCUUGGAGAAGGGUACUGGUAAGACUCAAAAGAUUACCAUCACCAACGACAAGGGUAGAUUGUCCAAGGAAGACAUUGAGAGAAUGGUUUCUGAGGCCGAGAAGUUCAAGGAGGAGGACGAGAAGGAAGCUGCUAGAGUUCAAGCCAAGAACGGUUUGGAGUCUUACGCUUACUCCUUGAAGACCACUUUGGGCGAGAAGGACUUCGCUGACAAGUUGGAGGCUGCUGACGUCGAGACUGUCACCAAGGCUGCUGACGAGACCAUCACUUGGUUGGACGAGAACCAAGCUGCCACCACCGAAGAAUACAGUGACAAGCAGAAGGAAUUGGAAGGCGUUGCCAACCCAAUCAUGGCCAAGGCCUACCAAGCCGGUGCUGCUCCAGGUGGCGCUGCCCCAGGCGGAUUCCCAGGUGCUGCUCCAGGCUCUGCUCCUUCUCCAUCUAACGACGGUCCUACUGUUGAGGAAGUCGACUAA
Clavispora lusitaniae ATCC 42720 is the source of this 1938-nucleotide messenger RNA. RefSeq names its product Hsp70 family chaperone (gene SSA2). The record is from RefSeq and is a predicted model, not a curated record. Gene Ontology annotation, biological process: SRP-dependent cotranslational protein targeting to membrane, translocation. Gene Ontology annotation, molecular function: ATP-dependent protein folding chaperone; ATP binding. Lineage: Eukaryota; Fungi; Ascomycota; Pichiomycetes; Serinales; Metschnikowiaceae. Gene Ontology annotation, cellular component: cytoplasm; cytosol; plasma membrane.